Molecule: messenger RNA, 4069 nt
Organism: Scatophagus argus
Lineage: Eukaryota; Metazoa; Chordata; Actinopteri; Scatophagidae
Product: myocardial zonula adherens protein
Exons: 14
Coding region: 459-2483 (674 amino acids)
Biological process (GO): intracellular signal transduction
Cellular component (GO): intracellular anatomical structure
Source: RefSeq, a predicted model, not a curated record
UCAGUGCAGGAGGCACCGAUCAGGGCGGCAGCUGAAAUGUGGCCCGACAGGUCUGAUGGGAACUCAGAGACACACAGAGAGAGUGAGAGAGAGCCUGGGAGGUUGCUGAGUGACAGACAAGCCUGUCAGCCAGGUGUAUUUAGAAGCAGUCUGGCCAGAAUUAAAACAAUGACAUAGUUGUGUUUGUGUUGCUGAGUAGGGAACUGGUUUACACCUCAUCAUUUCACUGGCCGAGGAGGAAACCUCAGGGGCUCCUGUGGACUCCCACCACCACCACCACCACCAGCGACAGCAGACGUGACAGGGUGGAAUUUCCCCUCCUCUUCUCUGGCUGGAGCCGCGGGCAGAUGGUCGCUCUGAGAGUUUGAGCAGAACUCAGGAAGGAGAGUGAGAGGAAGGGUGGGAGGAGGUCCAGAGAGGGAGAGGAAGAGAAGCGAGGAGUGGACAGAAGCGGAGACAUGCGUCGCUACGGUUCAGGACGAACUGUUGCCACCACCACUGCCACCACAACAACAGAGGACUCCCCAGAGUCUUCAAGUGAGAGGAGGAUCAGGCGCCUCAGGUUAACUCUACAUGCUGGGGACAAUGAAAACAAGGAGCCAAAAACUGCAGACUCAGACACAACUGAGAGCGAGAAAGAUGUCAGCGGGGCAUGGAAGAAGAAGAAUGGACUCAUCCAAAGAGAGAGGCCAGCUGGCAGGGAGUCACCUCAGCAGCACCUCGGAGACAUAACCAAUGGGGCGCCAGAGACCUCUCUGCAGCAUCAUGGGCCUAAAGUGUACGGCAUUGUGCAGAGGACGGGCUCGGACAGACAGCAGCAGGUGAUGGCUCGUGAGUGGACGGUCAGUCACCUUCAGGAUGAGAUGAAGUACAUCAGGGAGGUGAGAGACUCUUUGGAAAAGGUGAGAGAGCGGAUGUACGGGCAGUUUGGAGGAAUGCAGCAAUCAAUGCAGAAGCUUUCGCAAGAACUCGUGGCUGCCAAUGCACAUCAGAGGAGUCUGGAGUCGGAGGUGAGGAUCCGGACGUCAGCCAUGGAGAGCUUUGAUCAGAUGAACAGCUCUCUGAUAGCUGCCAACAUUGGUCUGCAGAAAUCCCUUCUGGCGAACUGUCAGAGCAGAGUGGACAGGAGAGAAGAACUGAAGACGUUGAGGGGCACCUGUGAGAAAGCACAAGAAAAACUCAGAGAUACGGAGCUGGAGCUGGCUGCUGCCCAGGCUGAAAACCAGACUUUGAGACUACAGGUGGAGUCUUCACAGGAGGCCCACACUCAGGCGCUGCAGGAGCUGUCAGCUAAACUACAGCAGGAGUACGAGGAAAAACUGCAGGAGGAACAACGGAAACACAGAGAGGAGAUUGAAAAACUGCAGGCCCAACUCGAUGAGUACAUCAGGAGGUUAGAGGAAGCAGAGAGAAACAUCAGGACUGCGGAGGCCAAGAUUGCUGAGAGGGACCAGAGGAUCGUUGAAGUGGAGCGUCUGCUGGACUGCAUGGGAAAGGAAAAGAGUCAACUCCAAAAGAAGCUGCAGGAAUGUGAACAGCGUCUACGCUUGUUGGAGCUGACAGACACGACCGAUGCAACUGUAGCCAAAAGGUCCAAAGAUCUGCAGUCUGAAUCUGUGGAUCUCCGUGAGAGGAUCAAGCACUUGAACGACAUGGUGUUCUGCCAGCAGAGGAAGGUCAAAGGAAUGAUCGAAGAGGUUGAAUCACUGCGAGCUCAAGUCGCUCAGAAAGACAUGUUCAUCUCGGAGCUUCUGGACAGAAUUGCAAUAGUGGAGUGUGAGAAUAAUGAAUUAGAAGACAAGCUCAACUAUUUUAUGUCCAUACAGAAUAGGCCGCGAGAGGUUUUAAAAACCAGGGAGAUAGGAGUGGGCUGUGAUCUGCUCCCCAGAAGUGAAGCACAAAGGCAUGAUGUUGAACCUCAAUGUGAACCAAGUCAUCUCCAUCCCAUACAACACCCCCCACCACCCCUUCAUCCACCAUCACUAGUGAAACCUCCAUCACCCACUCAGCCUCCAUCCCCCCCACGACCUCUUUCCCCUGUACAACCUUCAUCUCCAACACAACCUUCAUCCCCCAUACAAUCCUCAUCGCCCACAUCUCCUUCUCAAAAUCCAUUCCUGUACCUGACCUUACCCACCCAACCAAGGACAUUUAAGGCUAGUAACCCUCCACCCAGCAGGCUGGAGUCCAGUUUACUGAGGUACACUCCUCUCGAAUACAGCCGCAUCCUGCACUCCAGCCCCUUAGCGCAGAGCGGGGUGCUCUCCUGCACCCCUUCAUCUGAAUCUGACCCUCCUGCGAGCGCAGCCCAAUCUGGGAGAGAUGAGGUGGAUGGAGAAACAAGUACAGACACGCAAUCAGGUGCAGAGGAAUUCGCUUCAUCCCUUUCCUCUGCCCAGCCAAGAUCAAGAGCCCCUCAAGUUUAUUCGCCGUUUAUGAAGCUUAUGGAAUUAACAGCAAAGAUAAACAUAGAUCCAUCCUGAAGUUAGAAUUUUAUGGAGUCACUGUCAUUUUUGGUUGUAAAUAUGAAGUUACAUAUUUACAAUCCAGUCCUGAGAGUGGCAUUUAUCAUUUAUUAUAACCAGCAAGAACAGCUCCUACGAUGUUGAAGUAUUCCUUUAAAACUCUGUUGUCUUCAGUCUUAUACCUAUUUACUGCUGGUGGUUUCCAUUAUUAUCUCAUUUUUUGAACAAUCAAAAUUGGCACAUGCACAUCAGUUAUGUGUUGCAGAAUAUGAUUCUGGUUUAUGAUGUUAAAGGUUUUUUGGAGUUUUUCAUCCUGUGUUUGCAUGUAGCACUAUUCAUGAUGAGAAAAUGUUUCUUGCUCUUGGGUGUAAAUAAUCUGAUGCUCUGUAAAAUAAUUGUAAAUAAUAUGCUGAAGGAUUAUAUUUGUUUUGUUUACAGGUGAUAUAGCCCAUUUAUGUUGCUCAGUGAGCUAUUUGCAAUCAGUCCUAUAUGAGGCCGAUGAGGUUAUUGUUUUUAUUUUCCUAUUAUUUUAUAUUGGCUCUGUACAAUUUUAAUGAAUAUUAUUUUCUUAUCGUCACAUGAUGUACAAAAUAUUUAUUUACACGCUUUGUGCCUUUGUAAACAGUAUAUUUGAUACUGGUGAUGGAAAUUAAUCUCUUUAAAUUGGCAACAGGGUAAUAUAAUAAUAUAAUAUAAAGCACAUUGCUGUGAUGAUCUGUGGUAAAACUGUUCAAUCACUUUAAAUGUAACGACCUCGUUAGGGUGACUGCCAUUCCUGAGCCACAGGCGCAAGUAUUAUCCAGCUGUUGUCUGCACUGCCACAACUGUGUUUGAAAAACCUUUAUGAGGUGCCUUUUCCUUAUCGAUACAUAUCAUACUACGACACAACGGCCAGCAUAUGUUUGGAUAAUAAAGACUUCACUGGAUGAGCAACAUUUUCUAAAGCCUGAAGCCGUGUGUCUACUUCACUACUACUGCGGGGUGUGGGUUCAGUGAAUUCUCAGAUCUGGUGUUGCAUUGCGUUUACACUAUUUUUAUGUAGGUUUGAUUAUGCAAACCUCUAGCUGACAAGAAAUAACUCAGCUUUUUCACUGAAUUGUAUAUUUGUUACAUUUCUUGAAAUUUUCAUAUGUGCAGAGUAAGGCAAUACAUGGUGUUAAGGCAAUUGUUGGUAACAGUGAUGAUGCAAACAAAUCUGUAGAUUUGCCAAUAAGUUUUCAGUGUCUCCAAAGUUGGCAAUCAUUAAGACAAAAAGGUGAAAUUGGACAUUUGACAAAAUUAUGAUCAGGAUUUGAAGAACUUGAACAUCUAGAGUGUGCAGUCACAAGUUCAUAAGUCAUAUUAAUCAAAGCACAUCUAUGCAUGUAAUAAGGAAGAGAAAGUUGCAACCUUAUGAAUCAAAAGAAAAAUAUAUUUUUGGAUAAAGUCUGUAGAGAUUGUUUUCCAGCUGUACAGCUACAGCCAAAAGUUAAACUGUCUUUGAACUCUAAGAGGGAACGGAAAGGACACAGCUGUAACCUCAUGGUUGAAGCUGGGUCAUUGUUCAUUGAGCUGUGUGAGAAACUGGUUGGCACAGGGUUUGGGAAACAUCUGCAUGGGAAAUG